AGUUCAUCGUCUCUUUCCAAUCAAAGCAGAAAAAUUAGACAAAAGCUUUUAUUCUCCAUUUCUUACAACCAAAGGAACCAGAAAUCCUCCACCCAGAACUCUUUCCGUCUCCGAUCAAAAAAUGGCCGGCCGGUUCGGCUUAUCCUCCUCUUCGCCAGCGGUGAUGAUGACCGUCACCAACACCCCCGCCCCAGAUCUCGCUUUAACCAAUCUCGCCUACUGCUCCCCCACCGAUCUCCAGAACUUCGCCAUCCCCGGCACCAAGCUCAAUCUCGCUUCCGUCGGCGACUCAUUCGUCCUCACCGUCUCUGGUCAUCCAAGCAUACAGAGCGGCCACAUUGCGCUGAACGCAAUCCAGCGGCGGCAUGCUAGGGUUUCUAGUGGCGAUUCUAUCUCUGUGAGCAGAUUUGUUCCACCGGAGGAUUUCAAUCUGGCCCUGCUUACGCUGGAUUUGGAGUUUGUGAAGAAAGGCACUAAGAGUGAACAGGUUGACGCUGUUGCCCUGUCGAAGCAGCUUAAGAAAAGGUUUAUCAACCAGGUCAUGACGGCUGGACAAAGAGUAUCAUUUGAGUUUCAGGGGAUCAACUACAUUUUUACUGUCAAUCAAGCUGCAGUGGAGGGACAAGAAAAGUCUAAUAAUGGUAUUGAAAGAGGGAUGAUUGUGAAUGAUACAUAUUUCAUCUUUGAAACAUCAAAUGCAAGUGGAAUAAAGAUCGUAAAUCAGCGUGAAGCUGCAAGUAGCAACAUUUUCCGGCACAAGGAGUUUAAUCUUCAAACGCUUGGAAUUGGUGGCUUAGGUGCUGAGUUUGCAGAUAUAUUUCGAAGAGCUUUUGCAUCCCGUGUAUUCCCUCCUCACGUGACAAAUAAAUUAGGGAUUAAGCAUGUAAAGGGUAUGCUGCUUUAUGGGCCCCCUGGUACUGGAAAAACUCUCAUGGCUCGUCAAAUUGGAAAGAUGUUGAACGGGAAAGAACCAAAGAUUGUUAAUGGCCCUGAAGUUUUGAGCAAGUUCGUUGGUGAAACUGAGAAGAAUGUUAGGGAUCUAUUUGCUGAUGCUGAGAAUGAUCAAAGGGCUCGCGGAGACCAGAGUGACUUGCAUGUGAUAAUCUUUGAUGAAAUUGAUGCUAUUUGUAAGUCAAGAGGAUCAACUAGAGAUGGUACCGGGGUUCAUGACAGUAUUGUGAACCAAUUACUCACGAAGAUUGAUGGUGUGGAGUCUCUCAAUAAUGUUUUGCUUAUUGGGAUGACAAACAGAAAGGAUUUGCUUGAUGAAGCCCUUUUGAGGCCAGGACGUCUGGAAGUUCAAAUUGAGAUAAGCCUUCCUGAUGAAAAUGGUCGUCUACAGAUUCUUCAAAUUCAUACAAACAAGAUGAAGGAGAGCUCUUUUCUUGCUCCAGAUGUGAACCUCCAAGAGCUUGCGGCUCGCACGAAAAACUACAGUGGUGCAGAACUUGAAGGUGUUGUUAAAAGUGCAGUGUCAUUUGCUCUGAAUAGACAACUAAGUUUGGAUGAUCUUACCAAGCCAGUGGAUGAAGAGAGUAUUAAGGUUACUAUGGAUGAUUUUCUACAUGCACUCCAAGAAAUUGUACCUGCAUUUGGAGCCUCCACUGAUGACCUUCAAAGAUGCAGACUUAAUGGAAUGGUGGAUUGUGGUGAUCGUCAUAAGCACAUUUAUCAAAGAGCUUUAUUAUUAGUGGAGCAAGUCAAAUUGAGCAAAGGAAGCCCACUUGUUACAUGCCUUUUGGAAGGCCCUAGUGGCAGUGGUAAAUCUGCACUAGCAGCUACCGUUGGCAUCGACAGUGAUUUUCCUUAUGUCAAGAUUGUUUCGGCUGAGACAAUGAUUGGUCUUCAUGAGAGCACCAAAUGUGCACAAAUUGUGAAGGUUUUUGAGGAUGCAUACAAAUCACCGUUGAGCAUCAUUAUCCUUGAUGAUAUUGAAAGGUUACUGGAGUAUGUUGCUAUUGGUCCAAGGUUUUCCAAUUUGAUAUCUCAAACACUGUUGGUCCUACUUAAGCGUCUCCCUCCAAAGGGUAAAAAACUUCUGGUGAUUGGAACAACAAGUGAAUUGGGCUUCUUAGAUUCAAUUGGUUUUUGUGAUACCUUCUCUGUCACUUACAAUGUUCCCACACUAAAGACGUUGGAUGCAAAGAAGGUGCUAUCACAAUUGAAUGUUUUUGCUGAUGAAGACAUCGAUGCGGCAGCAGAGGCCCUGAACGAUAUGCCCAUCAAGAAGCUCUACAUGUUAAUUGAGAUGGCAGCUCAGGGCGACCAAGGAGGAUCUGCCGAGGCAAUCUACUCCGGAAAAGAGAAGAUAAACAUCACUCACUUUUACGAUUGCCUUCAGGACAUUGUUCGAUAUUAGUUUAUAUGGCAUUGUUCUAGGAUAUGAAAACCACAGAAUUCUUAUCCUUCGAUAGUUGGGUUAAUUAUUCACUCUUAUGUUUUAGAUACUCCCUCCCACUUUUCGUUUUUGCUUUUGUUUCGGGUUUUGUUGUUGAGGAAGGGAGAGAUGUUUUUUUUCGCAGGCUAGUGCUUUCCCCUGUUGGGAUCAAUCCUUGGUUGUUUUGAGUUGUACGCUGGGUGUAGUAUUUUAUAGAUUGAGGAGAACAUGGAGGGAUAUUACAGUCCCAUGACUAUUAUUUCGGCAUACUUGAUUUUUGUUAUUCGUUAUAUGAGGGGUAAUACACUGCCAUGUGUAAAUUUAUUGCAUUAUUGGAUUGAGAUGCCAUGAUGGCGGCAGUGGACCUGUUUCGUGUAAA
Pyrus x bretschneideri (Chinese white pear) is the source of this 2756-nucleotide messenger RNA. Its product is annotated as vesicle-fusing ATPase. Gene Ontology annotation, biological process: SNARE complex disassembly; intra-Golgi vesicle-mediated transport; Golgi to plasma membrane protein transport. Gene Ontology annotation, cellular component: Golgi stack. The transcript is spliced from 21 exons. The coding region runs from base 122 to 2359 and encodes 745 amino acids. Lineage: Eukaryota; Viridiplantae; Streptophyta; Magnoliopsida; Rosales; Rosaceae. Gene Ontology annotation, molecular function: ATP binding; ATP hydrolysis activity. The record is from RefSeq and is a predicted model, not a curated record.